Messenger RNA from Colletotrichum destructivum, 423 nucleotides. RefSeq lists its product as uncharacterized. The record is from RefSeq and is a predicted model, not a curated record. The transcript has a single exon. NCBI's taxonomy places the organism in Eukaryota, Fungi, Ascomycota, Sordariomycetes, Glomerellales, Glomerellaceae. The coding region runs from base 1 to 423 and encodes 140 amino acids.
AUGGAAUCGGCACCCGCUCCCUGCAUUCUUGCACGAUGUGAAAAGCGAUAUUCUUUGAGAGGGCCCUGCCACCAACAAUGUCACUUUCUUCACGUGCCCAUCGACGCCGAUGUCGCGAUUCGAGACAAGAGCGACACGGUUGAGACGGUUCCGUGGCCGAACAGAGAUCGUCAGGCUGGCUUCGUCGUCACCGGCGUUGAGGCCCGUAUCAACGUCGCCGCAAGUGUAAAUACCCGGAAGCGCCCCCUUCACACAGACAGAGUCUCGGGACUGCAAAGAAGCCUGAGUCGAGGGGAUGGGUGGCAGAAGCUCUCACACACAUUCAUCGUCUUCCACGAGGGAAAGGAAAGUCGCGGCUCUCCGGUCAGGGGGAUGGGAGUCACUUCGCAGGCGAACAGACGGCGCAGCGGCCCCGUCUGCUAG